AUGAGCACACCUAAGGACCACGUCAAGAAAGCUGUUGAAGCAAAUUUAAGUCCAGAUUUGUCGCACAAGCCAGCAGGCUCACCGGCUCAACGCACCUUCGCUCAGUCAUGGCUUGCCAUACCACGUAGACAGCGUCUUGUCCUUUCCUGCAUCCUCUUCGGUACUGCUCUGGCUGGUCUUUACAUAUCCGACAAACUGGAAGAGAAGGUUCCUGCUCAGGGUGACUCUGUCAAGAAGCCAGGGCCGAAGUCCUGA
Molecule: messenger RNA, 255 nt
Organism: Fomitiporia mediterranea MF3/22
Lineage: Eukaryota; Fungi; Basidiomycota; Agaricomycetes; Hymenochaetales; Hymenochaetaceae
Exons: 2
Coding region: 1-255 (84 amino acids)
Source: RefSeq, a predicted model, not a curated record